Molecule: messenger RNA, 3651 nt
Organism: Astyanax mexicanus (Mexican tetra)
Lineage: Eukaryota; Metazoa; Chordata; Actinopteri; Characiformes; Acestrorhamphidae
Gene: tmem121ab
Product: transmembrane protein 121Ab
Exons: 2
Coding region: 1692-2645 (317 amino acids)
Source: RefSeq, a predicted model, not a curated record
AGAGAGAGAGAGAGACGAGGAGGCUGAGUGAAUGAGCGACCCAGAGAAAAAGAGAGAGAGAGAGAGAUACAGAGAAGGGAGGGAGAGAAAGUGUGUGUGUGUGUGUGUGUGUGUGUGUGUGUGUGUGUGUGUGUGUGUGUGUGUGUGUGUGAGAGAGAGAGAGAGAGAGAGAGAGAGAGAGAGAGAGAGAGAGAGAGAGAGAGAGAGAGAGAGAGAGAGAGAGAGAGAGAGAGAGAGAGGCCAAAGCAUCCGGUAAGAAGGCAGCUGCUUAGCCUUGUGAUCCGACAGCGCUAUUUUCCCAACUACUUGUUCAUUAUUUACGAGCGAUUUCUAUCGAUGUAAUUUCCCCCGAGUCUUCUAUAUUUCACAUUUCAUUUCAUAAGACAUCCGCUGGAUUGUGAGAGAUGUGAAUAAAGAAGAAAAAAAGCCCUGCUGGAUUUCCUCCGUGUGGAUUUUAAUAGGGAUCGUUCAGCACCCUGGACAGCGCCUGGCGGGUUCAGCCGCUGCCGAUACCGCCGCUACCGCCGUUUCUGCCGCUUCUCCUGUUUCCGAUUUUUCUACAGCCACUUUCCCAACAUCUCUGCACGGCUGCUUCAGGCGAGAGCGAUGAGGAUGCGACUGGAGUCCAGUAAGAGAGCCUCCUGCUGUGGAUGCCAUGGAUGAACUCUGGCCCUUGGAGCUGCUGUAACAGUGUCUGGGUGAUGAAUGGCUGGUCUUCUAAAAGUCAAUUGUCCAGUGCUGCCCAGUCUCGCUCACACAAGUCUCUGGACCUAAUAUACAUUGACCUUCAAAGACUGCCUGGCCAUUUUGCUGGACCUCCAGCCUGAACAGUCUAUAUAUUUCUCUGUAUUUCUGGAGACUGUCUGAUAACUCAUCCGACUGACUCAGCGGACGUCUUUUUUACUCGCAUCCUCUCAGCUUCCUUCUCAUUUUACACAGCCAGACACUUAUAAACCCAAAACCCACACACUCACGCACUCAAUCUGGUGUAUACCCACUAAGGAUUUCCCUCACUCUCCUUGUACAGGCCGGAUGCAGGAAAAUCAUGGCAUUUUGUCCAUAAAUGCUGAGGCGUGGCUGGCCUGCAGUCUCAGUAGUCUAGCGGGAUCAAUGGAACCUCAGUGAGUAAUGAGCAGAUAGCUUCUUCCAUUCAGUGAGCCAGAGAGGAAUCACCUGCCAAAACCCAGCUUGGCUUUCCUCUCUCACACACUCGCAUUUCCAUUGCAAAGCAGUUCAGCUCCAACCUCUGCCUGAACUCAGAUUCAUUUUAUACUGCUUCAAACUGGAACUGCAUCUCUUUGAGAAAUAAAGACUCCACUGUAACAGAAAAACGCUGAAUGUCCUGCUUUUUUGUAAUCUAGGCCUGACUUUUCCAUAACCGAAUUAUUGUAACUACAGAAAAAAAAAACCUAUUUGCCUCUGUCCUUUGCUUGGCAAGAAAGACAAAUGACUCUCAUAGUCAUGCUCACUCUCAAGGAUUAGAUAUAUAAAAAGGAGUCUCUCAAUUUACCGGAACGUAUUUCAGCCUUGUAGAAAUGGGAAUCAGCUUUUACACAAAAAGAGAGAGCCCACAGCCAAGCAAAAUAGAGUGAAAAGAAUUGGGCUAAGUAAUUGGAAGCGGACUCCCUAGAGCCAGUGCACAAGAGGGACGACAUAGCAGUGAGAUAGCACCAGUGGUGGUGGCCCUAGCCAUGGUGUUGCCACCACCGGACAAACGACAUGUCUGUCUCACCACUAUAGUCAUCAUGACCAGCAUGGCCUUCAUGGAUGCCUACCUGGUGGAACAGAACCAGGGGCCAAGGAAGAUUGGCGUCUGCAUCAUUGUCCUUGUUGGGGACGUGUGUUUCCUCAUAGUCCUCCGCUAUGUAGCGGUCUGGGUGGGCGCUGAAGUUCGGACAGCCCGCCGCGGCUACGCCAUGAUCCUCUGGUUCCUCUACAUCUUCGUCUUGGAGAUCAAGCUCUACUUCGUUUUCCAAAACUGCAAGGCGGACCGCAAGAGUCUUGAGACGGUGGCACGAAAGGCUUUGACUUUGCUUUUAUCAGUUUGCGUCCCAGGCCUGUACCUAGUCCUGGUAGCUUUGGACAGCAUGGAAUACGUUCGGACGUUUAGGAAGAAAGAGGACAUGAGGGGACGACUCUUCUGGGUAGCCCUGGACUUGCUGGACCUUCUAGACAUCCAGGCAAACCUGUGGGAACCCCAGCGAACAGGGCUGCCCAUUUGGGCAGAGGGGCUAAUGUUCUUCUACUGCUACAUCCUUCUGCUCAUCCUUCCUUGUGUAUCACUGAGUGAGAUCAGUGUUCAGGGGGAACACGUCUCCCCCCAAAAGAUGAUGCUGUACCCCAUGCUGAGCCUGGUCACAAUCAACGUGGUCACCAUCCUCAUACGCGGCGUCAACAUGGUGCUUUUUCAGGACAGCCGUGUCUCCACCAUCUUUGUUGGCAAAAACGUGGUGGCAAUAGCCACCAAGGCCUGUACCUUCCUGGAAUAUCGGAAACAGUGUCGCGAAUUUCCAGCAGCACGAGAGAACGCAACCGGCAUUCCCUUGGAGAUCCAGCAGAACUCGGUGGGACAUGGACAAGCCCUACCAAACGCCACAAGCCUUCCACAUGAACCUACACCAGUUCAAGAGAUUAUUGAUACAUGACCAAGUCACGGUUCGUGAUCGAUUCAUCCUAGAAGGUUUCAUCUUGGAAUGCAUGAAAGACUUGGAGUGAACUGCUAGUCGUGGGUUUUUGAAUGACUGGGUACUGUGGACACAUAGUGUUGCUUGUAUCAUUUUUGAGCUUUUACUCUUUCUAGUUUUGGAUCAAGAUAUAAUAAAAUGAGGACAACUUUGAAACUCGUUUACAUGAGCACCUCUGACGAACAGAUGUUUGGGGGGGAGGUGCAAGAAAGAGAUUUUUACUGACUGAUUUGCCGUAUUUUGCCAGCGUGAAUAGAUUCCUCUCAGUGACGGCUGAGUGGCUGCAGCUCAACAUGUUCCCCCCCGAGAACACUGAGGAAUGUGGGAUUUUUAUAAUGCUGCCUUUUCGUUUGCUGCAUACCUGACCAGUAUACCAGUAUAUAUUAGCAUUUCUCUAAAUCAGCUCCUGGGAGACAGAUGGACUUUGUGAAAAGGUCUAGGGUGGGAGAAGUGAGGCAGAUAAAGUACUUUUUGCUUUAUUUCUGAGAGAAUGCAAGUAUCCCAAAUGUCCAUUUGUGUUAAAAUAAUAUUUAUGGUCAAAUGUUGGACAAAACUCAACAAAAUAGCUAUGGACCGUUACUGGCAGUGUUCAGGUACUGCAGCGUGUGUGUAUUUACUUACAUACACUUGUACAUAUAGGAACGUGUGUAGGCCAGUGUGUGGAUUUUUAAUUACAGAAUUGAUAACAGGAUCUUACAUUAAAGAGUGAUAUACAAACAGAAAAACAUAGAGAGAGAGAAAAAUAUAUAAAUAAGUUGGACAGUUAUUAUGAACUAUUAUAAUAUAUCUUGCUGUACAUUCCCUCACACAAAAAGCCUUGGAGUCGGUGAAUGCACUUGCAGACCUUAUUUGGUUAAACAACAUAAGAGAAAAAAAUAUUAUUAUUAUUAUUAUUAUUAUUAUUAUUAUUAUUAUUAUGUGCCAGUGUGUGCUUUUUACUUUUUAUGUUGGAGGGUGUUUAAUAAAA